AUGCGGAUAGCAAAUGAUAGGAGACGAGCUGAACUGCUGCAGGUUGAGCGCAUCAAACACCGGGAUGACGUGGGGGACAUCGAUCGACGACAUCGCUCUGAGAUCCAGCACCUUCGUCAAGGAUUCGAGGAGAGUGAAAGGGCGUAUAAGGAUCGCAUCGAUCGUCUGGAGGACCAUCGGAGAGGCAUAGAGGAGGAGUUGAGCAGGGUCAAAGCACAGCAGCUGACAGAGAGACUCUCGCUGGAGGAACAGAUCCUUGCUACCAAGAAACAAGUUAGGGAUGAAGAGCAUCAAAGAAGCAAGCUUUUGGAAGACAAGAUCCGAGUCCUGCAGAACGCCAAAGAUGACAUCCAUCAGCAUGCAAGCAACCAGAGUCAGAUGGUAGCUGAAGUACAGGCUCGUAACAAUAACCUGACACUGGAGGUCGAGUCCCUCAAGAGACAUCUUCAGGAAAUGACUCAGGAGCUCGCAGGGAAAAACAAUGAGAAGCUAUCUGCUGUGCACCAGGCAGAGCUUCAACAUCAGAAAGAUGUCCAGAGGAUGGAGUCUAAACUCGCUCAUUUACAAGAAUUCAAAGAGAAAGCAGCUGAUCUAGAGGCAAAACUCAUAGAUCAAAGCAGGAGGCACAGAUGUGAGUUAGGGAGCAAACAGGAGGAGGUGGAUUCCUUACAGGAGCAGCUGAGAGUCCGAGACAUGGACAUCGCACGCUACCAAGAGGAGGAGAACCACCGGGCUAGCGCACUCCAGUCUGCCAUCUCAAGCUAUCUCAAUGCACCCCGCUCACCGGCAGUCACCCCCAGGAGAUAGCAUAGAUGGGACUACAACGAAGAUUGUCAGUAAGGUCCAUAGACUAUGUUAUAUGAGAUUUUUUUUUUACGUGUUUUUUUUCCCCCUAAGUUGGAAGAUAUUGAGUACUAGCAGUCCGUGGAUAGCUGGCUAUUGACGGAUAUUCCCUGUUUAUUAUUUUUAGCAGUAUCCAUCAAGAAAGUGCAUAAAUGAGACUGCACUUUUCAGUGUUGGUGGCAUUCGUUCAUCGCGAAGUAUGAAACCAAUCUUUGAACAGUAUUGUUAGCAAACCUUCCAUCCAGGUUGCUGUGUUUUUGCUGCAUGUGCAUUCCACCCAACCCAUUUCAGUUGCUACAAGCAGAUGGCACAAGUGGGAUGGCAAAGCAGUUAAAUAUAUUUGUAAGAAUAAGUUUUUUUAUCAAGUUAUUUAAGCUUUAUUUAUUGUAGCUGUAAAGAUAACCUUGGAUUUUGUAUGACUUUUCAAACUGAAAAUGUAAUUAUUCAUUGUUGUAGAGGAUGGGAAUUAAUUCCCAAUUUACUCAUCCCCUUCAUACCAAUGAUGGAUAAUGCACCGAUGGAACAAUUUCAAUGUCAAUUCAUUAAUAUGUGUACAAUCAACUCUUGAUGGUUUCAAAGUAGACACUUGGGAGAAGCAUGUGCGCCAUGACAACACAACAUUUACAAGAAUAAGAGCCUAUGUAUCAACAAUACUUUAUUAGUUACCAUGGUGACCACAUCCAAGUGGACCUAUGUCUCCUGAUGAUUUUGAAAAGCUGCUGUUAUAAGCUACAUACAGUAUACUCCUUCUCUUAUUAUAUUUUGAGAUAUUUUCAGCAAUACGUUCCGUUGCGUCUUCACUGCAUGUUGCACUGUUAGAUUCAGAUAGUUUGCAUCCAAAUGUCUUCUUUUCAGCCAUGGCAUCGAGUAAUGCUUUCUUUACAUUGGCUCUGUUGUCGGAAACUCCAUAUACGAUGAUGCAACCCUUCCCUCUUCCAACUUCUCUGCACCACUCACAGAAAACCUCAUGUUGACAUUGUAUGUUUUCCACUGAGGCCGCCUCAGGAAAUUUAUGCGUCUUCACUGCAUGUUGCACUGUUAGAUUCAGAUUGUGUGCAAAGCAAGAAACCCAACUAAAUGUGUUCUUUUCAGCCACAGCAUCGAGUAAUGCUUUCUUGACAUUGGCUCUGUUGUCAGAAACUCCAUAUACGAUGAUGCAACCCUUCCCUCUUCCAACUUCUCUGCACCACUCGCAGAAAACCUCAUGUUGACUUCGUAUGUUUUCCGCUGAGGCCGCCUCAGGAAAUGUAUGCGUCUUCACUGCAUGUUGCGCUGUUAGAUUCAGAUAGUGUGCAUCCAAAUUUCUUCUUUUCAGCCACAGCAUCGAGUAAUGCUUUCUUUACAUUGGCUCUGUUGUCGGAAACUCCACAUACGAUGAUGCAACCCUUCCCUCUUCCAACUUCUCUGCACCACUCGCAGAAAACCUCAUGAUGAUGUCGUAUGUUUUCCGCUGAGGCCGCCUCAGGAAAUUUAUGCGUCUUCACUGCAUGUUGCACUGUUAGAUUCAGAUUGUGUGCAAAGCAAGAAACCCAACUAAAUUUCUUCUUUUCAGCCACAGCAUCGAGUAAUGCUUUCUUUACAUUGGCUCUGUUGUCGGAAACUCCACAUACGAUGAUGCAACCCUUCCCUCUUCCAACUUCUCUGCACCACUCGCAGAAAACCUCAUGAUGAUGUCGUAUGUUUUCCGCUGAG
Lytechinus pictus (painted urchin) is the source of this 2535-nucleotide messenger RNA. RefSeq names its product leucine-rich repeat-containing protein 45-like. The record is from RefSeq and is a predicted model, not a curated record. NCBI's taxonomy places the organism in Eukaryota, Metazoa, Echinodermata, Echinoidea, Temnopleuroida, Toxopneustidae. Bases 1 to 807 code for a protein of 268 amino acids. Gene Ontology annotation, cellular component: centrosome. The transcript is spliced from 5 exons.